Molecule: messenger RNA, 541 nt
Organism: Guyanagaster necrorhizus
Lineage: Eukaryota; Fungi; Basidiomycota; Agaricomycetes; Agaricales; Physalacriaceae
Exons: 3
Coding region: 140-433 (97 amino acids)
Source: RefSeq, a predicted model, not a curated record
GUGAAGGGCGCCACCGCCGAGGCAGGAACUAAUCAAAACCCAAUGGACCUUCCACGCUUCGACUUUGAGCACGAUAAAAUAAUUCAAGGACAGAUUUGCACCUGCCCCUCACUCCAAAUCCCUCGGACUCGCGGAUCUUAUGGCGAAUGCUAGAUCUUUCCAGCUACAUGUACUUCUACUUGUACGUGUUUAUGCUCUAGGUAUUCAUUGCGAGCGUAUUACCAACGGAGUUUCUCAACGCAUGUGCGAGAAUCAACGAGUUCAUCUUGGCGACUGUUCAUUUCCCUGUUCGAAAAGUCAGCUCAUGCUCAUAUCUCACCUGCAGCACUCGCAUGUUAACUUGGCAAUCACGCAUUGCGCGUGGUCCUCGGCCAAAGGCGACCAUGGUUUCAACAUCCCCUUGAUUAUGACGUUAUCGUUCACAAAGGAAUAGCUAUGCUUGAAGCGUGGUAAUCGGGCUGAUAGUGAUAAGUCGGACGCACUAGUUCUUUUUAUUCUACCAUUUGUUGCCAUUGAAAUUUCUCAUACGUCGGCUGCUCCC